AUGUCGCAACUCCCCUUUCCCGAUACGUUCCGUGCGCAGUUCAGCCACAUUACCAGCUACUCGCUGGUCAGUAGUGUCCGCGAACGAGAACUAGUUGCACGCAUUGUCAAUAAAUACCUGAUGACGAAACUAGAGCCAAGUUACUUUUCCAGACACUUUAUAGACAUGUUCAACGAGUCAACCUUGAGUCGCCAGAGAGAGCUCAUUGUCCGCCAGGCCACACCUGUCCCGGCCUUCGACUACACUUUAUACCAGAGAUUAGAAAUACCACAGCCCCACAAACGAGAUAUCAUGUCUAUGCUACUAGUCAGCCUGCAACCAAACUAUGCUGAGGUCGUGCCCCUGCGCGAGUUGCAACGCGCCGCGAACAUCAAGGGUAGUCGCCAAGCUGUGGCAAAUGGCUAUAUCCGAAAGAUCGCCAAACUUGCGUCGAUCGAGCCCUCCAGAGUCGCCACGGUGGUGUAUUUGUUUGCCGACCAACUCUAUAUAGUCAAGGAAAUGGAUGAGUUUCUGCAGUCCUUCUACCUAGCCAGCUGCAGUCUCAUUGAAACAGCAAUUGCUGAAAGUAGCCUGAGCAAAGCGACAAAAUACAACGUUUCAAAGUUCUUCGUCCGCACUAGUCUCAAGCGUCGUGUACACAUCCAGCGCAUUGUGCUAGCUAGGUCGCAGCUGUGCAUGCUGCACAACAUGGAGGAUGAGUCCUUUGUUUUGCCGGUAGAUGCCCGCCACAUUGAGGAGGCACGUUUUGCAGCUACUAACGUACCCGACGAAUUUCAAUUUGCGCUGCUUCGACUUCAAUUUGCGCUGCUUCGACCAUACACGCCCAAGAACGGGCUGGUGGGUACGGAGUUCUAG
Molecule: messenger RNA, 855 nt
Organism: Sphaeroforma arctica JP610
Lineage: Eukaryota; Ichthyosporea; Ichthyophonida
Exons: 1
Coding region: 1-855 (284 amino acids)
Source: RefSeq, a predicted model, not a curated record